AUGUCACCCUUAUUGGCUGGUUAUUCUUUGCUUUUUCUGCAAACUACUACAGCGACUCUUGCCAGAUAGUUAGGGCCAAACAGCAUCAGAAACUUCUCUGCAAAUCUUAAGCCAGCUGUUAACACCCAGUCUAGGGCACUAAUCGCUGAUUACAACAGCAAAGAACUACUUAUCAUUAAGGAUUCUGAGAGAGUCAAGAACAAACUAAGGCAUUUCCACAAUCAUGGAGGAUUAGAGAACUUAUGCAUUUUAAGUGAUUUCGACUACACCUUGACACGAUAUUCAUUAGAUGGGUAUAAUAAAUUAGAUUCUAGCUUCUCAUGCAUUAGCAAUAGUUAAUUUGUGAGCGAAGAAUUUAGACGCAUCAAUAAUGUUUUGUAUCAGAGAUAUCAUCCUUUUGAGAAGGCCUUGAAUAUCACUGUUGAGGAGAAGGUUGCCAAGCUUUAAGAAUGGUGGGAAUAAGAUUUGGAGCAUAUUACAAAGCAAGACUUGUCUGUAGAGCAUUUCUAUGAUAUGGUUGAGACAUCAAAUUUGCAUUUUAGAAAUGGAAUAGACAUUUUGCUUAAGAAUUGCUCGAAUCUGAAUGUACCUUUAGUGAUUGUGUCAGCUGCAGUUGCUGAUGUUGUAGAAAAAGCAGUUGAUAAACUUUCCAAAAGCAUCAAAAUAGAAUAGCUAGUAAAAGAAUCAUAAAGCAGAAAAAGUUAGGCUCAUCAUUAGCAUGGUAGCACUCAUUUUGGAAUCAAUCCAGAUGUUGUCCAUGUAAUUGCAAAUAAAUCUAAGAAGUGUGAUGAAGGAAAGAAAAUUCUAGGUUUCCAUGAUCCAUUAGUCCACACAUGCAAUAAAGAUUAAGUAGUGCACAAUUACUUCAAGAAUCAUUAGUCUCAGCAAGAAUAGCAGUUGUUAAGAAGAAGGAAUUUGAUCGUUAUGGGAGAUCUUAUUGAUGACAUUAAAAUGGCCAAGCAUCUUCAUUAGAGUGAUGAAGACCUUCUAACGAUUGGGUUUUUCAAUAAUCCAGCCAAGGACGGACAUGAUAUGCUUGUGGAAUAUGAAAAGAACUUUGACAUGGUAAUUGUUAAUGACGGCAACUUGCAUUUCCUCCACUAUUUCUUGACUAGAAUAGCAACUUAGUCUUUAUCUGAGAAUACAAACAUUGCCUAUGCUUCAAAUGAACCAGACUGCUUUAAUUUCUAAUCAGGCGUAACUACUUUGGUUACUGAUACCUCUACUACUGAGAUCUUCACUCAAACAAUUGUUAUUAUUGCUGGUGGAACAUGUAGGCUCACUCAUGAUGGAAGUACAAUGAUAAAUUUUUCUGAUACUAUAAUUGCAAAGUAUGCCAGAUAUGCUGGAGACUCAUGCUCUUUCACAAAUUAUAUAAAUUGCCCUGAAGAUCAAUGGUACAGCGGAAGUGGGUACACCCGUACUUGCUAUGUAGAAACUAUUGUAAAUAAUGGUCCAAGUGCUCAAGGUACAUUCACUAUAUCGCUUAAAAAUGCCAGAUUCCUAGCUUUAUAUGUCGCAGGCUUUGUAGUAACUUUUGCCACUUUUAUGUUCUGA
This is a messenger RNA of Stylonychia lemnae, 1557 nucleotides long. NCBI's taxonomy places the organism in Eukaryota, Ciliophora, Spirotrichea, Sporadotrichida, Oxytrichidae. The record is from the annotation of a GenBank genome assembly.